Messenger RNA from Penicillium argentinense, 912 nucleotides. Its product is annotated as amidohydrolase family protein. Gene Ontology annotation, cellular component: cytosol; cytoplasm. Gene Ontology annotation, molecular function: carboxy-lyase activity; hydrolase activity. The record is from RefSeq and is a predicted model, not a curated record. The transcript is spliced from 2 exons. The coding region runs from base 1 to 912 and encodes 303 amino acids. Gene Ontology annotation, biological process: secondary metabolic process. Lineage: Eukaryota; Fungi; Ascomycota; Eurotiomycetes; Eurotiales; Aspergillaceae.
AUGCUUGGAAAAAUCGGUCUCGAAGACGCCUACGAGCGCGCUGGGUUAAAGGAAAAGCACAAACACGAGGCCAGCCUCUACAUCGCCCCGGAAGACCGUGAUCGCUACAUUCGGCAAGUUCACGACAUUAACAACGAUCGUCUCCAUCUUUCCAACGAGCAUGGAAUCGGAUACACGGUGAUGUCCCUUACAGUUCCUGGAAUCCAGGGGAUCGCCGACAAAUCCGAAGCCGAGAAGAGAGUUACCUCGACAAAUGACUGGGUGACCAACGAGAUAAAAGACAAAGAGACUGUCUCGCCACAGUACGACACGUUCUGGGAAGUCGUCACCGAGCUGUAUGUCCCUGUUUAUCUCCACCCUGCGGCGCCAUCGGAUAUCAUCCUGGAGAAGCUGUAUACGCAACGACACUUCCUCAUUGGCACUCCUCUCUCAUUCGCCAACGGCGUGGAUCCACACAGGCUCCGCUAUAUCUGUGAUGGAGCUUUCGAUCGCUUCUCGAAACUGAAGCUGAUCAUCGGACACCUGGGAGAGCAUAAUCCGUUCGACUUUUGGCGCAUCAAUCACUGGUUCGAGGAUGUCAAGAAGCCGAUCGCAGAAGAUGAGGGCCGAGUGAUGUGCAAGAAGAGCAUUCAUGAUUAUUUCAAGGAGAAUAUCUGGGUCACCACCAGCGGCCAUGUUUCGACUGCGACAUUGAAAUAUGUGGUUAAUGAGAUUGGUGCCGACCGUGUUCUUUUCAGUGUCGACUACUCUUACGAUACUAUUGAAAACGAGUGUGGUUGGCGGGACAAUGUGGCCAAGCCGAUUCAAAAGGCUGUUGGGCGCGUGGAUGCAUACCGUCGAAUGGGUCGGGAUAAUGCGAAGAAACCGUUGAAGUUGAACUCUUUCCACUAUUCUGAGGCACUUGUGAGCUGA